Messenger RNA from Closterium sp. Naga37s-1, 1557 nucleotides. The record is from the annotation of a GenBank genome assembly. Lineage: Eukaryota; Viridiplantae; Streptophyta; Zygnematophyceae; Desmidiales; Closteriaceae.
AUGCUUGACGCUCUCUUCGAACUUUCCUCACCUCCCCUCGUUUUCCCCCACCCUCUCCGCUUUCCCACCUUCCCCCAUCUUCCCUUCCCGAUCUCCCCGCAAUAUCCAGGCGCUGCGGCGGUGGGGCUGGGCGCGUACGGAGCGCACGCGUUCAAGCCGGAGAACCCCGUGUAUAAAGAGGUGUGGCGAACAGGCAACCUCUACCAUCUCGUGCACUCUGCUGCUCUCCUAGCCUCGCCCUUAGUCAAGCGACCUGACGUUUAUGGCAGCCUUCUUACCUUUGGGAUAGUUGCUUUCUCAGGCAGCUGUUACCUGUCAGCAGCGUAUGAGGAUAGAGCUCUGGGCGUUAUGGCCCCCUCUUGUUCUGACCCCCUCUUUCCCCCUCCACACCCGUCACCCUGCCUAUCCCCUUCCUCUCAUCACCUCUUACCUGUCAGCAGCACACGAGGACAGCGCUCCGGGCGUUAUGGCCCACCAUUGUUCAUCUCCCUCCCACCUGCUUUUUCCUCAACUCCCUUAACACCCCUUUCCUCCCUACGAUUCCCCACUUCCUUUCCCCUCCUCACUUGCUUCACCUGUUACCUGUCAGCAGCGCACGAGGACAGCGCUCCGGGCGUUAUGGCCCACACUUGCUGCCCUCCCACCGACCCCUUACUCGUCUCUCUGACCCCCUCUCCCCCCCCCCACCCACCACGCUGCCUAUCCGCGCGUGAUGAGUCGAUUUUUGAGUCGACUCAAAAGCCCUCCCACCGAGCCCUUACUCGUCUCUCUGACCCCCUCUCCCCCCCCUCCACCCACCACCCUGCCUAUCCCCUUCCCCUCAUCAGCUGUUACCUAUCAGCAGCAUAUGAGGACAGAGCCUUGGCCCUCCCGUGCCCCCCACUUCCCGCACUCUCCCUCCCCCAAUUCACCUUGCCGCUCUCACCUUUCCCCUCUCCUCUCAUCAGCUGUUACCUAUCAGCAGCAUAUGAGGACAGGGCCUUGGGUGUUGGGGCUCCCUUUGACUCAAAGCCCUCCCGUGCCCCCCACUUCCCGCACUCUCCCUCCCCCAAUUCACCUUGCCGCUCUCACCUUUCCCCUCUCCUCUCAUCAGCUGCUACCUAUCAGCAGCAUAUGAGGACAGGGCCUUGGGUGUUGGGGCUCCCUUUGACUCAAAGCCCUCCCGUGCCCCCCACUUCCCGCACUCUCCCUCCCCCAAUUCACCUUGCCGCUCUCACCUUUCCCCUCUCCUCUCAUCAGCUCUGUUACCUAUCAGCAGCAUAUGAGGACAGGGCCUUGGGUGUUGGGGCUCCCUUUGACUCAAAGCCCUCCCGUGCCCCCCACUUCCCGCACUCUCCCUCCCCCAAUUCACCUUGCCGCUCUCACCUUUCCCCUCUCCUCUCAUCAGCUGCUACCUAUCAGCAGCAUAUGAGGACAGGGCCUUGGGUGUUGGGGCUCCCUUUGACUCAAAGCCCUCCCGUGCCCCCCACUUCCCGCACUCUCCCUCCCCCAAUUCACCUUGCCGCUCUCACCUUUCCCCUCUCCUCUCAUCAGCUGUUACCUAUCAGCAGCAUAUGA